AUGUCUGAAGCCCACAGCCUCGACAACUUCGUCUCCCCUCCAAACACCUACCGCCCAAAGUUCAGAUACUGGCUACCCGAUGCCGAAGUUGACAUCGAAGCAGUCACCCGCGACGUGGCAGAGAUAGCAGCCGUCGGCGCCGGCGGCCUUGAGUUCUUACCCUACUACCAGUUCCACUCGCCAUCGGCAAACUGGUCCACCUACGGCUACGGCACAAACGCGUCUCGCGGCGUCUUCCGCGCGGCGAUGCAGGCGGUCGCGGACAAUGAUAUUCUCUUUGACUUUUCGAUUGGCGCGAAUCAGGGGCAGGGCGUUCCUUCGGAGCCUGAGAGUAUUGGGCUGGCGUUGGAGUUGGCAUAUGUCAACAUAACAGUCACUCCAGGACACGCCUUCAACGGCACUCUCCCGCUCUCGACCCAACCCGCGAGCCCGUCCCUCCACCUCUUCAUGCACCCCUGCGAGGAAUUCGGCCAGCAGAACCUCUCCUUCGUCCUAGCCGUAGAACAAGCACCAGGGUCCAACGCUUCGUCAACCGCCGUCAACCUCGGCCGCGUCAUCGACAUCACCACCUUAGUCGACCCGUCCACGAGAUCAGUCUCCUGGACGACCCCCAAAGACUCACAGAACACAUGGCGUAUAAUGGCAUGGUACACACGCUACACCAACCAGCGCUCCAUCGAAGCCGCACCCGAUGCCGCAACGUGGGUGCAGAACGGGUCCUGGGUCACCGACCACUUCAGCGCCGCGGGGGCGAAGAAGCUGACGGGUUUCUUUGACGAGUACAUCAUCCCCGAGGAGGAGGAUAGAGAGCUACUCGCUCGCGUGGGGAAGUAUGCCUGGGAAGACAGCAUGGAGAUGGAUACAGCCCUCUGGUGGACACACAACUUCGCCGACGCGUUCCACACACAACAGGGCUACGACAUUGCAACCUGCCUCCCCUUCCUCAUCCAACGCGAAAACUACUGGGCCGCGCAGAAUCUGCCCUACGGCGAAUCCUUCCUCUCACCAAGCAACAGCACGCUGGUCUCGCGCUGCAACGACGACUACCGCCUCACACUCCAAGCCGGAUACGAAGACUACAUCCGCACAACCUCAGAAUGGGCUUACGAACGGGGACUAGAAUACUCCAACCAGCCAGCCUACAACCUGCCCCUAAACAUGCUCGACUCAACCCCCCUCGUCAAUGCACCUGAAGGCGAAUCCCUCGGCUUCAACGAUUCCCCCUCCCUUUACCGCCACCUCUCCGGCCCAGCCCACAUGGCCAGUAACCCCGUCGUCUCCUCCGAAGCCGGCGCCGUCAACGGCGCAUCCUACACCCAGACCAUCGCGGACCUCCUCCGCACCGUCCGCCGCGGUCUCGCCGGCGGGGUGAGUAUGAAUGUCCUCCACGGGUACGCGUACUCGGGCGUCUACGCGCAGACGACGUGGCCCGGGUAUACCGUCUUCGCGUACACGUUUACCGAGAUGUGGGGGCUGCGGAUGCCGGCGUGGAGGGGGAGUCAUCACGCUGGGGAGGGUGGUAACAGCACCAGUGCUGGAUUUAUGGCUGAUGCGAUGGCGUAUGUUGCGAGGAACCAGUUUGUUAGUCAAGUUGGUACCGCGAGAGUCGAUCUCGCGUUCUACCAGUACGCUGCACCGUUCGCCAAGGUAGUCUACAAGAGUGAUAACCUCGAGAAGAUGGGCUUCACGUACGACUAUAUCGGCCCCGCGAGCUUCUCUUCCUCGAACGCGGUCGUCAGCGAGGAGGGCGUUCUCGCGCCGGAUGGCCCCGCGUAUAAAGCACUCAUCUUUGCCAACCAGACAAAAUUGACGCCGGAGAUGGCGGCGCAGACGAGAGCAUUCGCGGAGGCAGGCUUGCCCAUCUUCGUUGUCGGUAGUGCGGAUUUUCAGAGCAUUGGUGUGAAUGGGGCUGAUACUGUUCCGAAGAUCAUGGCAAAGGUCCUUGAGAUGGAGGGCGUGACGGUGCUUGCUUCUGCGGAGGAUUUACCAGCUGCUCUCGCUGCUCUCAACAUUCGGCCUCGGGUCUCGUUUCUGGAAGAGAGUACUACUGACAAGUGGUACUCCUUCUCGCGAAGCACAGAGGACGCGGAAGUCGUGUUCUUAUACAACGACGGGGAAAACUCCACGACUACGAACGUCAGCUUCCUCGAUACGGCGGGCGGGACACCGUACGUCCUCGACGCCUGGACAGGCUCAGCGUCACCACUUUUACAGUACACCGUUAAGGAGAACAAGAAUGUCGUGCCGGUGACGCUCGCCCCGAAUCAGACUGUCAUCCUCGUCUUCUUCAACCACACCUCAUCCGCGGAUGAUGAACAUAACACAUCCUUCCUGCCUCGUCCACCAAACACUCACAUAAUAUCAACAUCUGGCCCCCUUCAAGGCCUCCUUUACACCACGUCUCAAGACCUCACCACAAACACCACGACGAAAAAUACCCGCAUCAGCGGCAUCACAGCACACCUCGCCCCCGGUACCACGAAUAUUACCCUCGCCACCGGCCAAACCCUAACCUUCACUACCUCUCAGCUCCCAGAAGCAACAGACCUCGACACAUGGAACAUAACAGUCAAUGACUGGAGCAGUAGCAAUGACUCUCUCUCCAUGGAGACCGUGGUCACAGCGCACCGAUUACCCCCCAGUCCGCUAGCGCCCUGGAAAGAUCUAGACCCCGUGAACCUAGGCAACACAAGCGGAACAGCAUACUACGAAACCACAUUCAGAACCCCAUCCUCAUCUAUCGCGGCACAACGCCUGGGAGCUCAUCUUCACCUAGGCGCUAUCACGGACGCAACGACACUCUGGGUCAGCGACGAGAGAGUCAUCCUCGACGUGAACAGCUCGCCCGACGUUGUGGUGGACAUCACGGACUACCUGAACCCCUCCGCGGGCGCCGACAACGUGGUCAGGGUAGGAGUUGCUUCGACGUUGUGUAAUCGCGUGAGAGCGGAGCAGGAUAGCAUCAUGACGUUUGGAGUUGCUGCUUCUGUUGCGGGUGCGAGUUCUUUCGAGGCUCACCCGGCCGGGGAGUAUGGACUCAAGGGUCCUGUGUCGGUUCAAUGGGUCGAGGUUGUCGACGUCCUUUGA
Colletotrichum fioriniae is the source of this 3087-nucleotide messenger RNA. NCBI's taxonomy places the organism in Eukaryota, Fungi, Ascomycota, Sordariomycetes, Glomerellales, Glomerellaceae. The record is from RefSeq and is a predicted model, not a curated record.